AUGCCCGCGACCGCCGCUCGCGUCGACGCGCGCCUCGCGCGCCCCUCUCGCGCGCGAUCGACGCGCGCGCGACGCGCGUCGACGCGCCGCGCCGUCGCGGACGCGGACGCGCGCGGGACGACGACGUUCGACCCGGCGUCGACGCUGCGACACGCGCGCGUGGACGUCGGCGCGCACGGGCGCGGACUGUUCGUCACCGGCACCGGAAGCGCGCUGGUGAGCGUCGCGAUCGACGCACUGGUGUGCGCGCCGGCGGCGGUCGGGGAGGGCGCGGAGGGACGCGCGGCGACGGCGAUUCGCGAGACGUAUCGGGAGGGCUGGCGAAGACAUUUCGGCGUGGACGUGCCGGAGUGCCUGAUUGAAUUCGUGAUAUCGGCGCCGUUCGCGAAGGACGUGCGAUUGGCGGCGAUGCUGGCGUGGGCGGUGAAGAACGCGGAGGCGUGGCGGGCGUACGGCGCGGAGGUGGUGCCGGCGGCGUUCGAUUGCGGGUACUUGGCGAACGAGGAGGAGUUGGAGAUGUUGCAAGACGCUGAGAUACGCGUCAUGGCCGAACGCUCGAAGGCUGGGUACGAAGCGACUUGGAACGCCGCGAUGGAGGCGUUUCCGGACGUGAAAGCCGCGCUGGGGACGUCGAGCGAAGACGAACUCCGAUGGUGUCGCUCGUGGGUGCACACGCGAGCGAUUAGCGGUAAACUGGGCGACGCGGAUUGCGCGUUCUUGGCGCCGACGAUCGAUUUGGCGAAUCACAGAGUGGAAUCUACGGCAAAGUAUGGCGUCAGCGCGGAUGGUAAGAACUUCGAGCUCACGUGGAACGAAGAUUCAAUCGAGGGCCCGACGCCGGUGGCGAACACCGAGGUUUUCAUCUCGUACGGCGACAGAAUGAACAACGCCUUGCUCAUGCUUCACUACGGUUUCAUCGACGAUGAAAAUCGUAACGAACGAUUGCCCAUGGAAUUUAUCGCCCCGGGCGCUCGACGUGUGCACGGAUCUCGCGUUGCCGACGCAUGCAAAGCCCUCGACGACGCCGGCGACAAAGCCGCCGCGCUCGCGGGUUCCAAUCUCCUCAUGGUCGCCUCGCGCGGUCCGCCCCCGGGCGUCGCUGACGCCCCAGCUCCCCCAGAAACCGACCCUGAAGUCAUUCAAGCCUUACGUCAGGCCGUUGAUUCGUACUUAUCCGCCUGUCCGACGACACUGGCCGAGGACGAAGCCUUAUUAGCUUCCGCCGAAGCCGCGUCGCUCUCGCCUCGCGCGCUGCUCGCCGUGCGCUACCGCGCCUCGCGCAAGCGCGCCGCCGAGGCCUACCUCCGAUUUUUAUCCAUUUUGAAAUAA
Molecule: messenger RNA, 1329 nt
Organism: Ostreococcus lucimarinus CCE9901
Lineage: Eukaryota; Viridiplantae; Chlorophyta; Mamiellophyceae; Mamiellales; Bathycoccaceae
Exons: 1
Coding region: 1-1329 (442 amino acids)
Biological process (GO): peptidyl-lysine monomethylation
Molecular function (GO): protein-lysine N-methyltransferase activity
Source: RefSeq, a predicted model, not a curated record